This is a messenger RNA of Papaver somniferum (opium poppy), 333 nucleotides long. RefSeq names its product auxin-induced protein 6B-like. The transcript has a single exon. Gene Ontology annotation, biological process: response to auxin. Bases 1 to 333 code for a protein of 110 amino acids. The record is from RefSeq and is a predicted model, not a curated record. NCBI's taxonomy places the organism in Eukaryota, Viridiplantae, Streptophyta, Magnoliopsida, Ranunculales, Papaveraceae.
AUGUUGUCCAGAAAAGCUGCGAUGCAAGAGGAGAAGAAAAUGAAUAAGGUGAAAAAAGGAUGGUUAGCGGUUCAAGUCGGAUUAGAAGAAGAAGGUGGAUUUCAGCGGUUUGUAAUUCCGAUAUCGUAUUUAUAUCAUUCGCUAUUCAAACAACUUCUUGAUACGGCACAAGAGGUUUAUGGAUACCAAGCAAAUGGUCCGAUAAUACUUCCUUGUUCCAUAUGUGAUUUUCUUCGUCUGCGAGCACGUAUAGACAAAGAAGUGAAUAAUCAGCAAUAUUAUCAGCAGAAUCUACAGCGUUAUCAUCAGCUUGCAACUUUGUCUUUCCAUUAA